AUGGCUGAAAAACUACUAUCCGUUAGAAACUUCGUGAUGCAAUGCAUUAGAUUUUACAAAGCUGUGGAUGGGUACGGUCACGAGGAAAGAGCCAAACGAUAUACCAUUAUUAAUAACAAAGUUUAUUUAGGAGAAAAUAUAACUGUUGACAGUCUGCGAUGGGAGCUUAUGCAAAUUGAAAAACCAGCUUUUUUUUUGAUCGACGUAGCUAUGCGAUUAUGGACCCCUGCUAAACUUGCAAACAGAGCUCUGGAUAUGACUAAGCCUAUUGAGAAUAUACCCAGUAGAUCACCAGUAAAACAGAUAGAAAGUAACAAACUUCGACUUCUUAUCAAAUACGAUCUAUGA
Messenger RNA from Copidosoma floridanum, 348 nucleotides. RefSeq lists its product as uncharacterized. NCBI's taxonomy places the organism in Eukaryota, Metazoa, Arthropoda, Insecta, Hymenoptera, Encyrtidae. The record is from RefSeq and is a predicted model, not a curated record.